UAUUUCUACUCCAAAUCUAAACACAGAGAGAGAGUUGUCCUUAUCAGUCUGUGUGUUCCCCUGUUUCAGAGUCUCUACUUCAGAGGGAGACUACGAGAUCAAAGAAUAAUGGUGGCAACGACUAGGGUUGAGAGUCUGGUGAACAGCGGGAUCGAAUCCGUCCCCAAGGAGUAUAUUCGGCCAAAGGAAGAGCUGAUGAGCAUCGGAGACAUCUUCCAGGAAGAGAAGAACGAAGAAGGCCCUCAGCUUCCGACCAUUGAUCUUCAAGCCAUCGAUUCGGAGGACGAGACCGUUCGCCGGAAAUGCAUGGAAGAACUCAGGAACGCGGCCAUGGAGUGGGGGGUGAUGCACCUGAUCAACCACGGGAUACCGGAGGAUCUCAUCGAGCGGCUGAAGAAAUCCGGCGAAGGGUUUUUCCGGUUGCCGGUGGAGGAGAAGGAGAAGUAUGCAAACGAUCAAGCCGCCGGGAAAAUCCAAGGCUACGGAAGCAAACUGGCUAACAACGCGAGCGGACAGUUGGAGUGGGAAGACUACUUCUUCCACCUUGUCUUCCCCGAGGACAAGAGGGAUUUGUCCCUUUGGCCUAAGACACCGAGUGACUACACAGAGGUGACAAGCGACUACGCAAAGCGUCUAAGGGCACUCGCGGGUAAGAUCUUCUCGUGCCUCUCGGUCGGGUUAGGCCUCGAGCCUGAGCGGUUAGAGAAAGAGGUGGGAGGAAUGGAAGAGCUUCUCCUACAGAUGAAAAUAAACUACUACCCAAAAUGCCCUCAACCGGAGCUAGCCCUAGGCGUAGAGGCACACACCGACGUCAGCGCCUUAACGUUCAUCCUCCACAACAUGGUUCCGGGGUUACAGCUCUUCUAUGAGGGGAAAUGGGUGACGGCAAAAUGCGUUCCGAACUCGAUCAUAAUGCACAUAGGGGACACGCUAGAGAUACUGAGCAAUGGGGCUUACAAGAGCAUACUGCACAGAGGGCUGGUGAACAAGGAGAAGGUUAGGAUAUCGUGGGCGGUUUUCUGCGAGCCGCCCAAGGAGAAGAUCGUGCUGAAGCCGUUGCCGGAGACGGUGACAGCUGAAUCUCCGGCUAAGUUCCCUCCCCGGACUUUUGCCCAGCACAUUCACCAUAAGCUGUUCAGGAAGGCGCAGGAGGAUGAGGAUGGCAAGUUGGCUACGAAAGAGGAUGCUAAUUAAGAUCAUAAAAUAUGUUUUUUUCUUUUCGAGAUGCUUCCAUUGAUUUUUCUUGAGCUAUAUGUGUUUUAGCUUUUAUGUCGGUUUUCUCCUCUUGCCUUUAUGAAUGUCCAUGCUUGGUCAAGAAAUAAAAAUAUAUUAUGAUAUGAA
Molecule: messenger RNA, 1341 nt
Organism: Tarenaya hassleriana
Lineage: Eukaryota; Viridiplantae; Streptophyta; Magnoliopsida; Brassicales; Cleomaceae
Product: leucoanthocyanidin dioxygenase-like
Exons: 3
Coding region: 109-1194 (361 amino acids)
Molecular function (GO): dioxygenase activity
Source: RefSeq, a predicted model, not a curated record